AUGUCAAUGUUAGGUGGAGAUUGCUCUGCUUCAAACACAAAAAUACCAUAUGCAGUAAAUACUCUUGCAGUGGACAGUGAAGCAAAGCCCAAUCUAAACAAAACAGAAAAUUGGCUGAAGACAGUUGAAGACUUGAAGGCACAGGCUAGUGGCCCAAAGAAACAGCCUGUUGUCCUUGAAAUUUGUGAUGAUGAGGAUGCAUGCAUUUGGUGUGAUGAUGAUGAGAAGCCUUCUCUGAAAUCAAAUGCCUUGGGCAGUGGCGAACCAGGGAGUGAACCGAGCCAACUUACGGGGUUGUAUGAAUGGUUUUUCCGUGGUAAUAAACUAAUGCUCUCUUCUGGAAUGAAGAAAUACCUGAGAGAGCUCUGUGGUUGUGUACCGCCAGAGAUCCCAUUCUAUAUAUAUCAAAUGAAUAAAUCGAACUUGAAGAGUAGGGGGAAGAUGCGGCUCUCUGCAAAGUACAUCUCUAAGCCCUUGCUUUCUUGCCUGCACAAUGGGGCGGGCUAUACUCAUUUUGAACUCGAUGGGGAAUAUCGUGGUACUGUUAGAGUGAAACUUAACCCAGAUGGCCGUGCGAGUCUCACAUCAGGCUGGGAAAAUGUGGUUGCAGAUAAGGAUAUUAAAGUUGGUGACAUAUGCGCCUUCCACUUUAAGAUUUCUGAUGAUUCUCUUAAGCUGUCUGUCUAUGUGUUCCAUCCGGGCUGUAAAAGCUAUGCCAGUGGAAUGGGAAGCGCAGGUAACAUUUCUUUUUACCUCUUCAUGGAUAAUCCAUUAUCGGUGUGCCCUGGUAGACCCCUUAAAAUUUUAUCUACUUCACACUAUUUUGUUCCAGAUUUUGCUUGUCAAGCAAGAGAGAGGGAGGUAGCCCGAGAAGCUAGAGAAUAUCAUUGCCGGAUCAUGGUCUUAACCGGUGGUGAUAUCCCUCUUAUCACUGUCGGGAUUCCCUUGCUUUGUUCAUCUCAGGUGGAGGUGGGCGUGGGGCUGAGCCCGCGGGAGAAGCUCGAGACGAAGCUGGAGAUCCUGCGGCGGUGGAUGCGUGAGGCGGCCAUGUCGCCGGCGGAGGAGGCCACCGUGCUCGCCGAGGUGCUCUGGGGUGCCACGCAGUAG
Messenger RNA from Miscanthus lutarioriparius, 1107 nucleotides. The record is from the annotation of a GenBank genome assembly. Lineage: Eukaryota; Viridiplantae; Streptophyta; Magnoliopsida; Poales; Poaceae.